This is a messenger RNA of Cercospora beticola, 1232 nucleotides long. RefSeq lists its product as uncharacterized. NCBI's taxonomy places the organism in Eukaryota, Fungi, Ascomycota, Dothideomycetes, Mycosphaerellales, Mycosphaerellaceae. The record is from RefSeq and is a predicted model, not a curated record.
CGCCCAUGCACUGGUGACGACAAUAGUUCCCAAUGGCUGGGCCAGAGGCUGCACAAUCUUCAGGGAGCUUCACUGCCGAUUUGAUUGAUUCCCACAAUCAAACAGGCCAGGAGUUGCGCAGUAAAAUAGGAGCCAAUGGGAAGGCAGCUCUGAUGGUGCGUUUGUUUGGGGGCCUGGGUCCCGCCUUUCUUCCCUUCCCGCCCUAUCCCUUUUCUUCCCUCACACAGUCACAAACUCGCACCAUCGAGCUUUUCGACCGCUACAACAACCACAACAUCAAACCAUUACACAUCAACACAUCCCUCUACUUGUAAGAUGCCCUCAUCGAAGCUCGACAACUCCGCCGUCACCCGCGACCGCACACUGACUGACUUGCCCUUCACAGCAACCACCCACUCUCACCACCCAACACCCGCCAUCAUGUCUGAGGCUUCCGGCGCCCCAAACGGUGACAGCGAGUUGUUCAACAUGCGCGAGCAGAAGCUCAUCCUCGCCGCUAUGGGCUCCCUCAAGAGUGGCCCACCAGACAUUGACAUGGACACCUUCAUGAAGCUUGGUGGCUUCAAUACGAAGAAGACCGCCCAGAACCAGUGGGGCGCACUCAAGAAGAAGCUGGCCGCCAACAAUCCUGACAGCGAGGAGGGCGCUGCUGCCAAGACUCCGAAGACGCCAUCAAAGACGCCCUCCAAGAAGCGCACUAAGAAGGAUGCCGACGACGAGGACGGCGCCGACGGCGGCGAGGGCACGUCUUCGAAGAAGGCGAAGACGCCAGGCAAGAAGAACGCUGUCGACGGCGACGGCUCUCUAACCAAGAAGGCUCCGGCCGAGCCACGCAAGAAGAAGGCUGCUGUCAACGGCGAGGAGAACGGCACUGAGGAGGCUCCCGUCAAGUCCGAGGCCGCCGCCGACGGCGAGGAGGACGCUCCUGGCGAGGAGGAGUAGGUCUCUGUCGCCUCUCCUUCCUUUCUUCCUUCCCUCCCCUCCGGCCACUCCAUCAACGCUCCUUGGCGCAUCGCGAGUAGAUAGAUUGCUGGUGGACGAGACAUCUUGCGCGUGCUAUGAGCACUGAAAUGAGCUGAGAAUUGGCUACGAAAAGUAUAUGACUCUGAGGACACGAUACGCAUUCCAGCAAGCGUGGUCUUGAUUGGGUGCUACGAGGAAGUGUCAGAUGCUAGAAUAGCUACGAAAUGAACGAGAAAUUACGAGAAAAUUCCUUCAGUUGUGUGUCAUUG